This is a messenger RNA of Tarenaya hassleriana, 1943 nucleotides long. RefSeq names its product transcription factor TCP2-like. Gene Ontology annotation, molecular function: sequence-specific DNA binding; DNA-binding transcription factor activity. The record is from RefSeq and is a predicted model, not a curated record. Gene Ontology annotation, cellular component: nucleus. NCBI's taxonomy places the organism in Eukaryota, Viridiplantae, Streptophyta, Magnoliopsida, Brassicales, Cleomaceae. Gene Ontology annotation, biological process: regulation of secondary shoot formation.
AACUGCGGGUUUUUGCCCAAUCUCUGUCCCCCGCUCUCUCUCUCUCUUGGAUCACUCCUUUAAAUCAACAUCGUCGAAAUUCCAAUUUUCUCGGAUUUUCCUCCGCUUUCCUUCCCAGUUUCGCACCAUCCAAUCAACCCUAAAACCCUAGCCUUCUCCCGCCACCAGCUCGGCUCAACUCUCCUGUGUCUGUUGUGGCUGCAAAAUUUUCAGACAAUGCUUUUGAUGGCUCUGCAGCUGCAGAAAAGCUCAAACGAAGCUGUAGCUACUGACUUGGAUGGUGAAAUAUCAAAACCCUAAAUUAAACAAAAGCUUUUACCCCCCACUGGGCAUUAUCAUCAUCAAUGCAAUACAGUGGGGAAAAUAACCCAUAUUUCUCUUUCUUUAUAUCUCAAGACUAGACCCACAAAAGAAAGCGGAAAAAGGAAGAAGAAAAAACCCUAAAGUUGAGAUUUUUAAUCUUUGGGUGUUGAAGAAAGAGGCAUGAGAUUGUUGCUAUGGAUACUGAGGAUAUCCAAAUGUUCCCCAAAUUCGAUCGGUCCGGUGAAGAAGUGAUUGGAGACCCUAUGAAGAAGGAUGGUAACAACCCUAAAGGUAACAAUGGCGUCGUAGCCGCCGCCGGAGAUGGAAACCGGCUGAGCCGGUGGCAUCACCACUCUUCCCGGAUAAUUAGGGUUUCAAGAGCCUCAGGUGGGAAGGACAGACACAGCAAGGUCUGGACAUCAAAGGGUCCCCGUGACCGUCGUGUCCGGUUAUCGGUCUCCACGGCUCUUCAGUUCUACGACCUCCAAGAUCGGUUAGGCUACGACCAACCGAGCAAGGCGGUCGAAUGGCUGAUUAAAGCUGCGGCCGACGCCAUCGCCGAGCUUCCCUCUCUCAACGCCACUUUUCCGACCGAAGACGAGAGAAUCGCCAGCAGCGAGAACGUCGUUGUCCAGAACCCGAUCCCGAAUCUGGAGCAGACAGCUUCUUUGUCUAAAUCUGCUUGUAGCAGCAAUUCCGACACGAGUAAGAACUCGGGUUUGUCUCUUUCCCGGUCGGAGCUCCGGGAUAAGGCCCGGGAGAGAGCCAGAGAGAGAACGGCUAAGGAGAAGGAGAGUCACACUGUGAACGACAACAGCCAUAGCCACGCUUCUUUCACUGAGCUGCUAACCGGCUCGGUUCACGCAGAAUCGGAGACCGGUUCCGUCAACCCGAGCCGGCAAUGGAUGCAUUCGCCGGCUCCAAUGGAGUAUUUCAAUUCAGGUCUAUUUCUGGGGUCAGGUCAAGCACAGUUCCCUAUCCAGACACUGUCUAUACCGUUCUCGUCAAUAUCUGAUCAACAUCACCAUCACCGGCAUCAUCAUCAUCCUCAUCGGGAUAUUUCCUUCGUUCCUGACCAUCUGAUCUCGCCAGGUGGCGGCGGAUCCUUCAAUCUUGACUUCAACAUAUCAUCUUCCGCCAUGGCUGGUUUCAAUGGUCUCAACAGGGGGACCCUUCAGUCCAAUUCUCAAAAUCAUCAACCAUUCCUCGGUAAUCUCCAGAGGUUUUCGUCCGACGGUGCACCGUUCUUCAUCGGCGCACUGCCUGUAGAGAAUCACAGACAACACCAGUUUAAGCUUUACUAUGAAAAUGGAUGCAGAAACCCAGAGCACAAGGGCAAAGGAAAGAGCUGACAACCCACUUUGAGUGCCCUCGUCGUUCAGACAGAUUCCUGAACUCAGAAAAGAUGGAGCAGCAUCCACCGGAUUCAAAUUAAUGUGUGUGUGUAUUCCGAGUUUUUGGCCUGAAUCAUUUGAUUGGCAUCUGUCAUUUUGUUCAUCAGUUUUACCCGUUCUAGGGAAUAUGUAUAUGAAUCUGAUACAUGUGUGCUAAGCAUGUGUGUCAAGGAGUACACUGUUUCCCAAAAUGUUCAUAUACUUUUCUCGUUUCUUGGUUUCAUUAUCUUUUGGCGUUUGGAUGUA